Messenger RNA from Diachasmimorpha longicaudata, 1825 nucleotides. RefSeq lists its product as uncharacterized. Bases 225 to 1622 code for a protein of 465 amino acids. The record is from RefSeq and is a predicted model, not a curated record. Lineage: Eukaryota; Metazoa; Arthropoda; Insecta; Hymenoptera; Braconidae. The transcript has 2 exons.
AAAUGGUUGCUACGAGACCAAUGAUAAAGUAGGGAGCAGAAACCUCUUUACUGAUGGAUCAUCAAAUAUUUGAAAUUACAAAUUCCCGCAUCAUUAGGGUCAACCCUAAUUAUAUUCUCUUUAAAUGAUUUUAAAUUCAGUUAGCUUUCAAAUGGAGAACGUGAUGAAGUUGAUUAGUUCUUUCAUGACUAGAUCUACAUUCUCCACACCAGCUAUCAAUCAGGAUGUUGAUAGUCCAUGUGGAAUCCCACACACUAUUCACGUGUCAUUCUACUUCUAUCAUAGAAGUCAUUCACACCCCGAGUUUUCCCGAGUUAAAAAUUCAAGUAUACAAUCUCAGUAGUCUGACAAAAAUGAUCCAUAACAAUUCACUAUCCCUCUUAAUAAUCAUGAUGAUUUUUGUGAAUCUAUCAAUUCCGAGUCCGGGUGCUUACAACACUAGUUGUCUUAGCAGUUGGAAACAUGAUGAUAAUGCAGAUGAACAGAAAUCGCAAUGUUCGAGGUUUACAACGACAUUCGAAUGCUUCUUCCCACUCGUCGACAACGAGUACUGGAUAAAAGCUCGAAGAGAGUCUACAUUUCAAGAAAAUAUCUCCCUUUCGAUGUAUCGUUACUACAUGGCUCAACACUUAUACGCCCGAUUGGUGCAGAUCAAGGCUGCGAAGGGUUUGGCCACCAGGACCGAGCGAAAAUUCGCUAAUCACGUGCAAUCAAUAGCCCCCUCAGUCCCUUACGGUACGUUCACUUACUUGAAUGCCAUAGGCGACAUAGAAAUCAUGAAAACGAAUAAAAACAACGAGUCUUACCUUGAGCAGUUCUUCGAAUACUCUUUCAUCUCGUGGCCAAAUGAAUGGGGUCAUUUUGGGCCUGUGGAUUGCGAUUCACAUUGGAUGUACAUGUCCUUCCCAGCGCCGAUAAUGGUCGCCAUCGCAGUUCAGGCAGAUCUGACUGUAGAAGAUCACCAAUCCCUGUGGAAGCCAAAGUCGAAGUACAUUCCAAAUUCUGAGCGUUAUGGGGUCUUUCCAACUCCCAAUUGGUUGGGAUGGAAACCAGCUGCUGCUGUCACAAUCGCCCAACGUCAAAACCUUCACUUGUCUGGCAUAACCAGAGAUGAUUAUGACGUUAUCAACUCACAAUUCCAGUUCAAUCCAAAACUUAUGACUAUUGUUCAUUCCUACUUCAGAGCUUCCCCUCAGGCUGCUGUCAAUAUGAAGACAUGGUACACCAAUAAGAGGCAGAAUGUUGGAACGAUGGAGCAAUUGACGUGGUUGGAACGAGAAGUUAGUACUAAUCCAUCAGUCAGCAAAACUUUUGCUUUCAUAGAGAAAGAUGUACUGGCGAUGCUGCAUCCACUCCAGGCUGGGACCCGAUAUCUGAGCAAACUGUCACUUAUCAUGGGAUUCAGAGUUAAGAAGUAUGCUGUGCCGAGUGACUGGGCUAUUUUCGAUUGGGGCCAUAAUGGGAGCAUUCCUCAAUGUUGGGUGCAAACGAGAAACGCAGUGUUCGAGUUUGGGGACAUCGGCGACAUCAGUGGAACUGCUAUUCCAUUUUCCUAUGACAGGGAUGGCAUAAGGACGGAGUUCCUUGAGAGAUGCUACGAGGGACGACCGAUGUAUCAAUGAGUUACUGUUGUAACUGGAUUUUUUUAAACAUUGAUUGGUCAACGAUGCAUUUUUCAAAGCACAUUAUUUCCUUUCAGGUCAAGACCCAUUUUAGAAUCGUUAUGGUAAUUAUCAAAUACGGACGGAUAUGUAGUCAUAGAAAUCCAUUGACCUUUGGAAUCUGUUAAAUUAAGAGUUAUCGAUCAUCCUUGAGAAUAAAAAAC